AUGAGCAACGAUUUAUUGGAAAUUCCAGUACCAGAUGGGAAAGGCGGUGAACCGCCGGAUGCCUGGAAGAAAGCAAUGGAAGAAUUAAACAAGGUGAAACCAAAGAACGAUAAUGGUCAUGGAGGAAAUUCGACGAACAAUCGGACACCAGCAGGUCAGAAUGGUGUGUUUCACUCCUGGAUGAAUCCACAGCCUUAUCAAACACCGUUUCCAACCGGUAAUCAAUAUGGUGGAUUCGGCGGCGGAUGGCAUCCGUCGACAUGGAACCAAAACCCGGUACCUCCACCACCACCCCCAUCAGGGUCAGGACCGGCAAACUACCAAAAUCAACCAUACAAUUAUCAAAAUCAAUCGUACAACUAUCAAAAUCAAACGAUCGGUGGUCGUGGACGCGGUCGUGGCCGUGGGGCGAAGAACAAUUGGCAACCAAAUCCGCAUCCGCAGCAACAACAGCAGCAGCAGCAGCAAAAGUUUCAAGGUUUUCAAAUGAAAAAUGGAGUUGGAGGAAAUGGGUAUGUGCAAUCGCCACAGGGACGACAGCAAAUGGGAAGAGGUAUCGGAUUUGGUACGCCACAAGGACCGCCUCCGAGUGCCAGGAAUUACAUGGAGCGAUCGUUCAACGCAGCGACAACCCCGGAAGAACGUCAAAAAGUACAAGAUUAUCUUAAAAAACGUUUGGAUCCAAUGAUAAGUGCGGGCACUGCGCACACGGUCGACUGGGAUCGUGAGCCGUUGCCGCAUGAGCGCAACUAUGAGUUGCCGGCGAUGUGGACGCCGGCGAAUAAGCUCGGCUAUCAGGCGAACGGCACUCACGCGAAACCCAAACAAACGCCGAACAGGCAACAAGAAGCAGCGUCGCGGCGACGUAGCGGCGGCGAAGACGCGGCCGAGUCGACGCCCGAUUAUAAACGGACGAAACGCGACGGCUCGUCGAGUCCGGACAGCGAUAUAAUUGAGUUGAUGCAUGUGCAAAAGAAUGGAAAGAAUAGAAAGAACAAGAAAUCGAAGCAGGAGAAGAAAAACAAACCAGAGAAAAACCAGUUCAGAUUUGAAUACUCUGAUACCGAAUACAGAAGAGAAGAACGAGCACGACGUUUUGCUGAAACCUUGUCUGCUGUAAAGCCGUCGACGGCCGCCACUCAACACCACAUUCGACGAGGCCAGCUGGUAAAAGGAGUCUGUACAGAUAUUGAAAAAUCGUAUUUCAGAUUAACUGCGGCUCCUGAUCCGAAUCUUGUUCGCCCGUUGCACAUUCUCGAAAAAUCUUUAGACAAUGUGAAGAAUAAAUAUCGUGCGAGAGCCGAGUAUCGAUACUUGUCGAGUCAAUUGAGAUCGAUUCGACAGGAUUUGACGGUUCAGGGAAUCCGCAACGAAUUUACUGUUCAGGUUUAUGAGAUCAAUGCGAGAAUUUCGCUGGAAAAUAAAGAUCGAGAAGAGUUUAAUCAGUGUCAAUCGCAAUUGAAAUUGUUGUAUUCCGAUGUGGAAAAUUGUAUUCAUCGUGCUGAAUUCCUUGCAUAUCGUUUGCUUUAUUAUAUUGCAAUGGAUGAUUUGAUCGAUAUUAAUUCUAUUUUAAAAGAAGUGACACCAGAAUUGAAGAAAGAUGAAUGUGUAGAUUUUGCGCUCAAAGUGCGAAAAGCUGUAUCGUUGGGAAAUUAUAUCGCGUUUUUCAAACUUUUCCAGAAUGCCCCUAAAAUGUGCCCAUACAUAAUGGAUAUGUUUGUGGAUCGAGAACGCAAGAAAGCAUUAAAUUUUAUGACGAAAGCUUUCCGACAGACGUUGUCAUAUAAGGAUAUUGCGAGCUUUAUGGAAAUGACCGAAGAGGAUUUGGUGGAUUGGUUAGUCGCUGAAAUUGGUAUGACAGAGGCGGAAGUCGGAGGCUCGAUCGAUUGUAGGGUUCCUAGAAAUUUUUGA
This is a messenger RNA of Caenorhabditis bovis, 1911 nucleotides long. The record is from the annotation of a GenBank genome assembly. Lineage: Eukaryota; Metazoa; Nematoda; Chromadorea; Rhabditida; Rhabditidae.